Molecule: messenger RNA, 1927 nt
Organism: Megachile rotundata (alfalfa leafcutting bee)
Lineage: Eukaryota; Metazoa; Arthropoda; Insecta; Hymenoptera; Megachilidae
Product: STAM-binding protein
Biological process (GO): protein K63-linked deubiquitination
Cellular component (GO): endosome; membrane
Molecular function (GO): metal-dependent deubiquitinase activity; K63-linked deubiquitinase activity; protein binding
Source: RefSeq, a predicted model, not a curated record
AUUUUGUGAUGAACAUGCAAAAGUUUGAUGCAAAAACUGUGAAGGAUAUUGGCAUAGCAGAUCCACGAACGCGGUUGAAGUCUCUUUCUGAUUAUGCUUCCACUGUUGAAAUAGACCGUAACAUUCCACCACAAAGGUAUUAUCGUUCUGGUGUAGAGAUGAUUAGAAUGGCAGACAUGUACAUGAAAGACAAUGGUCUUGAAUAUGCAUACAUUUUGUAUGUUAAAUUCAUAACAAUUUUUGUUGAAAAAAUAAGAACCCAUCCACAAUAUCAUACGGUAUCAAUAAAAGAUAAGGAACAGAAUCAACAGACCUUACGUAAAGUAAUGUCUAAAGCUGAAGAACUGAAAAAACAAUUAUUAGAGCAAUACCAAGCAGAAACAAAUAAAUAUUUGGCAGAUGUCAAGGAAAGGGAAAGGAUUGAAAAAGAAAGAUUGAAACGAGAGGAGCUAGAAAAGUUGAAAGAAGAGGAAGAAAGAAGGAACAAAGAAGCUGCCUUGGCAGCUGUUAAGGCAGCAAAAGCUGCUGCGAAUACAAUUGUACCAAGCCCUGAAGAAAGUAAGACUAAAAGAGUUCCUAGCAUAUUACCAAAAUCAUUGUCUGAUGAAUCUGCAGAUAUAUCCCAGCGAAAGAAAAUGCCUGCUAUAGAUCGCUCGACAAAGCCCUCUAUGCUAAUGAGCGACACUUUUACAUUACGAGACGUAGUAUUACCAACGAAAUUAACGCACAAUUUUCUGUUAUUGGCUUUCACUAAUACUGCAAAUAAUAAGGAAACCUGCGGUAUUUUAGCAGGAAAAUUAGAACGAAAUAAAUUAGUAGUUACGCAUUUAUUAAUCCCUGAACAAACUGGAUCUCCAGAUUCCUGUCUAACGCAUAACGAAGAAGAUAUAUUCGAUUACCAGGAUCAACAUAACUUGAUAACUCUUGGCUGGAUACACACACAUCCAACACAGACUGCAUUUCUGUCUAGUGUUGAUCUUCAUACACACUGUGCAUAUCAGCUUAUGAUGGCUGAAGCAAUAGCCAUUGUUUGCGCCCCUAAAUACUUUGAGACAGGACUUUUUAUUUUAACUCCAGACUAUGGAUUAGAUUAUAUUGCUAAUUGUAGAGAAACAGGAUUUCAUCCUCAUCCGACUGAGCCACCGUUGUACACGGAUGCAAAACAUUGCAAAUUAGAUGUAACAGCAGCCUUAGAAGUAGUGGAUUUAAGAAGAAAAUGACAUCUUUUAGACAUGUGCAUAUAUAUGUAUAUACAUACAUAUGUGUACUUUGUAAAGCAAAUUGUACAUACAAAUGUGCAAUACGAAAAAUUGAUCGAAAAGAGUAAAAAAGAUUACAAAUACUUUUGCUUGAAUAUCACGAAAAUGCAAGAGAGUAAAUGUAAUUUAACAUUUCCAAAAUUUCCAAUAUUUUUGGAGCAAAGCAUUUAAAGAAGCAUUUCUAACUAGAUUUGUGUAUUUAAAAUUGUAUCAAGAUGAUAAUUUCAUAUAGAAAGAAAUUUGUUAACCGUAAAAAAGCAAUGCAAUAUCUAAAUGUUUCUGGCAAAUAUGAUAAAUUAUAGUAAUGAAAAAAAAACUUUUUACGUAAUUUAAAGAAUGUUACUUAACUGAUUAAUUGAAAAGAGGAUCAUGAAAUAAUAGUAUUAAUGUUUUGUUGAUAAACAUAAAUUAUUUAUAAGGAAUUAGAUACAUCUAAGAUGCGUAUAUCUAAAUAUUGUUAAUUUUUCGCAAUUUUUAAAUUAAUUUAUUAUUGAUUUCGUUAAUACGCUACAUUGCAAGGUAGAAAAUAAAUAUACAAAUUCAAUCAAAAAUUUGUAUAAACGUGGUGGUAUGUAAAAUCUGUCUAUACGUUUACGUGCCUUUCAUGGGAAAAAAUAAUAUGUAGUGUUCAUAAUGUCAUGCAGAUUACAUGGAGUAUGUUCAGUCAA